Molecule: messenger RNA, 1394 nt
Organism: Sorghum bicolor (sorghum)
Lineage: Eukaryota; Viridiplantae; Streptophyta; Magnoliopsida; Poales; Poaceae
Product: keratin, type I cytoskeletal 9-like
Exons: 1
Coding region: 24-1103 (359 amino acids)
Molecular function (GO): nucleic acid binding; zinc ion binding
Source: RefSeq, a predicted model, not a curated record
CAUCGGGCCACAACACUUUGUCCAUGUGUACGCUUCGCCAUUGCAUCUCCAUCGCUGUCAUCUGUGCAGCGACGUUGCAGCGGCUGCGUCGGGAGUGGGAGAACAUGGAUGUCAAGCCUGGCGAGCCGGUGGAGGAUUUUGCCCUGCGGCUGUCAACUCUGCACCAGCAGCUUGUUCUUCAUGGUGACAGGGACAUCGACGAGAAGCGUGUUGUGGAGAAGUUUCUGCGCACGGUGCCUGCCAAGUACGCGCAGAUUGUCGUCGCCAUCGAGCAGUUCCUCGAUUUCGAGGCGCUCUCGCUUGAGGAGGUGACAGGAAGGCUCAAGGCGGUGGAUGAACGUGAAGCGCAAGCUGUGACAGAGCCAGUGUCCAUUAACGGCAAGCUGCUGUACACCAAGGAGCAGUGGCGUGCGCGUUUGAAGAAGGAGAAGCAAGGCGCAGAAGAAGCUAGCGGUUCUGGUUUCAAGAACCAGCAUGGCGGUGGCUGCGGACGCGGCCGUGGUGGUGGACGCGGACGAGGCAGAGGUGCUGGCCGUGGUGGCGGACGUGGAGAAGGCAAAGGCGCUGGUCGUGUUGGCCCCAACACCUGCCUCAACUGCAACCAGGAAGGCCACUGGGCACGUGAGUGUCCCCAGCCGCGCCGUGAAGAUGCAGAGCGCGGCGGUGGAGGGGGAAACCGUGCUGGCCGCGGUGGUGGCAACCGUGGUGGAGGUCGUGGCGGCGGAAAUCAGGCUGGGCAGCGUGGUGGGAACCAAGGAAGGCAUGAGGCGCGCGCCCAGUACGCUGAGUGCGAUGAAGAUGGUGCUCUGUUUCUGGCACAUGGCUUCAUCAGCCUGGAACAGAGCACGCCGGCGCACAGCUACACGGCACAGCACGUCGAGCUCUCUGAGCCACGCGCUCGCGCCUACCUUGGCGUGGACGAAGAAGAGGUGGACAGCGGCUGGUACCUGGACUCCGGCGCGACGCAUUACAUGACCGGGCGCCAAGAGCUCUUUGCUGAUCUGAACACCGACGUUCGAGGAACGGUCCGGUUCGGGGAUGCGUCGAAGGUUGAGAUCAAGGGCGUCGGGUCUAUUGUUUUCCAAGCUAAGACCGGUGAGUAGAGGGUUCUUCAUGGCGUCUAUUUCAUUCCGGCGCUGAAGAACUCUAUCAUAAGUCUGGGACAGCUUGAUGAAGGAGGGUCCAAGGUUGAUGAUGGCGUGCUUCGCAUCUGGGACAAGAGUCGCCGUCUGCUCGCCAGGGUACGCAGAGGGAAGAAUAGGUUGUAUAUUCUGCAUCUUGAGGCUGCACAACCUGUCUGUCUCGCGGCACGCAAGGAUGAAGAGGCGUGGCAGUGGCAUGAGCGUUUCGGCCAUCUGCACUUCGAUGCACUCCGGCGACUCAGCAAGGAGGAG